This is a messenger RNA of Acanthoscelides obtectus, 582 nucleotides long. The record is from the annotation of a GenBank genome assembly. NCBI's taxonomy places the organism in Eukaryota, Metazoa, Arthropoda, Insecta, Coleoptera, Chrysomelidae.
CCUGCUUGGGAGGAUGGACAAGACAGGGUAAUAUUCUCAUUCCGAUCAUGUCUGAAGCAGAUCCCGCACCAAAAGAACUGUUACAAGAGGCUUCCUAUGCAUGCCGAGGGCCCUGCAAAUCGAAGCGAUGCAACUGCCGAAAAGCCGGUCUAAAGUGCAACUCUGCUCGCAAAGUAUGCCGCGGAAAAUCGCGCAACAACUCAAAGAGAUGGACUGCUACAGAACACCAUGAUAGCGAAACUCCGACGACUACAGAUGCAUGUGAGGAGAACGGUGGGCAAACUACCGUAGAACCCGAUAAUAAUGACUUAAUAGAAGAUGAUGAGACCUCAUCAAGCGGCCAAGAUGCAACGACCGACGAUGACGAAAUUAACGAAAAUGACGUCGGCUACGACUUUAAUGACUUUGAUCUUCAAUGAUUUAUCCUACUUGUAAUAGAUUGGGGUGGAUAUAACAUUGAGCUGAAUAUACUUUCAAUUCCACUUACAUGCUAUUGUAGGUUUCAUUGGCUCAAGUGAGGGUUGUACACCUUAUGUAUGAAAUGUAAAGUAACAAAUGUAAUACAAACAUAUUUGAACACAA